Messenger RNA from Cyclopterus lumpus (lumpfish), 2542 nucleotides. RefSeq names its product STE20 related adaptor alpha (gene strada). Gene Ontology annotation, biological process: protein phosphorylation. Bases 183 to 1469 code for a protein of 428 amino acids. Lineage: Eukaryota; Metazoa; Chordata; Actinopteri; Perciformes; Cyclopteridae. The transcript has 13 exons. Gene Ontology annotation, molecular function: ATP binding; protein serine/threonine kinase activator activity; protein kinase activity. The record is from RefSeq and is a predicted model, not a curated record.
GACGCCGCUCAAAGCCGAAGUGGAGCGAGCUGCCAAAACACCCCGCUGCAAAGCAUUGCUAGCUGAAUAAGGUGUCCUGAAAUAUAGAAUUUCUUCCGGCAGGCGUUGCUGUUCUGAACACUAUAUAGGUUUUCCCUGGAUAUGUUUUCAGCUGUUCGUAUGUGACCCACUCAAGAGGAUCCAUGUCUUUUCUUCGUUGGGUAUCUGAGAAACUGAGUGUGGAGAGCCUGCGGGAUUUGGAGUUAUUUGGAGAGCAAGCUCAGGGAUUCUCUCCCAGGAAAGCCCAUGAGGACAGCCAGGAGAGUCUGACCCCGCCCCCACGCCGGGACACCAUGGGCAGCUUCCUCCCUGACGGCAGCUCCUACGAGCUCCUCGCUGUUAUCGGCCGCGGCUUGGACGACUUGAUGACGGUGAACCUGGCUCGAUACCGACCCACUGGGGAGCACGUAGCCAUCCGACGGAUUAACUUGGAGUCGUGCACUAAUGACAUGGUUAUCUACCUACAGGGCGAACUGCAUGUGUCAAAGUUGUUUCACCACUCCAGUAUCGUACCCUACAAGAGCAUCUUUAUAGCUGAUAAUGAGCUGUGGGUCAUCACCCCCUUCAUGGCUUAUGGGUCAGCCAGAGAUCUGAUCUGCUCACAUUUCGCUGAUGGAAUGACUGAGCUGACCAUCGCGUACAUUUUGCUGGGCAUGCUCAAAGCUCUUGAAUACAUCCACCACAUGGGAUACGUGCACCGGAGUGUGAAGGCCAGCCAUGUGCUGAUCUCAGCUGACGGACAGGUCUGCAUGUCAGGUCUGCGGAGCAUCUUCAGUCUGAUCCGUCAUGGCCAGAGGGCCAGAGUUGUCCACGACUUUCCCCAGUACAGCGUCAAGGUGCUGCCCUGGCUCAGCCCUGAGGUGCUGCAGCAGAACCUGCAGGGCUACGACUCUCGGUCAGACAUCUACAGCCUCGGCAUCACAGCCUGUGAACUGGCCAAUGGACACGUACCCUUCAAAGACAUGCCAGCUACACAGAUGCUGCUGGAGAAGCUGAAUGGGACGGUGCCGUGUCUGCUGGACACCACCACUAUCCCACCAGAGGAGCUGUCGAUGAAACCGUCUCGCUCCGGGGCCGACUCCGGCAUCUGCGAGGGUCCGGUCGCCGGAAGUGUUCGCCACUCCAACGGAGAGGCGUCCUCCUCGACAGGCGGACACCCCUACAACCGGACGUUCUCCCCGCACUUCCACGCCUUUGUCGAGCUGUGUCUGCAGCGAGAGCCCGAAAGGAGACCGUCUGCCGCCACUCUCAUAGGCCAUCCACUGUUCAAACAGAUUAAACGCCGGCCCUCGGAGGCGCUGCCUGAGCUGUUGCGGCCCGUGUCCCCAAUCACCGGCAGUGAGAGCUUCCAGCCGCGCGACGCUCCCUCUGGACUGGCCGGUCUGGAGUCGGGUCUCAGCCACCUGGAGGUGGACGACUGGGACUUCUGACGCUGGAGCGAUGCGGAUGGGAUUGUGAUGGAAAGCUCUCCGAGCAUACUGGACAACAUGUCUUUUUGUAACGGUCUCUUUGUAAAUAAUUUAAACCUCAAACUAAAAAGGAGUUGCUGUUCUGACAAAAAAAAAGAAGUUAAAAGCCAGCAGCCAUCUUGCCUCUUUUUGGAGUCUCUCACACGCUUCUGUUCUCUAGAUAGGCUCAGACUCUCGUAUUGCACUGAUGGCCUCUCUCUCACACACACACACACAAAACACACCAGGACUCCUCCUUUCCUCGUGCUGCUGCUAAGGUUUUCAGAGGAGUAUCUGUGGGUGUAGAUGUAGCCGAGACCUAAAGACACUCAUGAAACAGAUCAGCGGGAAGCUGCUACUAAAUAUUCAGAGAGGACUCUCCACGUCUCUGCGCGCGGCCGCUUGCUGUAGCCCAUCUGCUCAGUGAGACCGCCAUACGGGUGAACACCAGUCCUCACAGCUCACUCUGCCUUCUGCACAACAGAUGGAAAGUUUCCACUUUGUCCGCGGGGGUCAGCUAAAUUAACAGCAUGCAUACGCAUUUCUUAACUCUGCCUGUGUUGAAGCGUAAACUACAUCUCGUGCUUUACACGUCCCUUUUGUUGCACUGAGCAUGGCACCGGAUUAACCUUCAGAGCAGCGCAGUGUGUAUUUUCUUGAACUUACUGAGUGUGAUGUUACUUAUGUUAGUUGUGAAUGUCGCUUUUGGUGCUUGUUUUGUCUGCAUGGACAUGUGAAAGUGGGGGCAAAUGUUAGUGUUGCAAAUGUCAAGCUUAACUUUUAACAAUAAACGUGGUUCACUUUAAUGUUUUUUAACUUGAUGUUACCACACGUCGGAGGCACUUAACUGUCUUAAAAUAAGUAAUUUUAUUCAAAAUGGACACAGACAAAACGCAUAAGGGGGACGAAAGGGUCCCGCGAUGCUGUUAAUCUUCCUCGUCUGAUGGGGGCUCGUCUGUUGCGGCGUUGCGUUUCUCCAUCUUGACCAUCAAAUCUGGAAGAACAGGACAAUAAUAGAUCGAAGGGAAGCGUCAAUUAAUUUCUCAGGAGUUUAU